This is a messenger RNA of Melampsora larici-populina 98AG31, 1143 nucleotides long. RefSeq lists its product as uncharacterized. The transcript has 4 exons. Gene Ontology annotation, biological process: nucleobase-containing compound metabolic process. Bases 1 to 1143 code for a protein of 380 amino acids. Gene Ontology annotation, molecular function: nucleic acid binding; 3'-5' exonuclease activity. Lineage: Eukaryota; Fungi; Basidiomycota; Pucciniomycetes; Pucciniales; Melampsoraceae. The record is from RefSeq and is a predicted model, not a curated record.
AUGAGCUCUGCACUCUUGACUUCCCUUUAUCAAGGUGCUCAACUCACAUCAGCAUUUUCUAUCAGAUCAAUUCAUAGACUUCUGAAUUUCUUUGAUUCACCUCUCAUCAAAUCUUCUGACAAUCCUGUUGGUUGUACACUUCCUCAGCAAACUCUCACCAAGAUCAAGAACUUAACCCCGUUAAAGCGACGUCCUUCGAUUCCACUCAAGUCUUCCAAGUUUCAGAAGAUGGCAUACCAGGAAACUAUCCCAUCCGAUAAUGUUGCCCGUCCAGAUUUUCAGGUCCAAGAUCCACGAUGGCCUCCUCAGACAAUCUAUCUUUGCCCUUCCGAGAAUUAUUCAAAGAGGCAUCUGAAAAGUUUAUUGAAUGAAGUCGUCGCGGAUGGAAUCGACAUACAUGGUCCUUCAAAUGCGAAUAAUCAAUCUGGAUCGAAAUCGAUGAAAGCCAUCGCAUUCGAUAUGGAAUGGUGUCACGAUUGGAGUAGAAAGUGCGCUCGAACCACAUCACUUAUUCAACUUGCUGGUCGAUCUAAGGUACUCAUUAUUCAACUCGUUCAACUGGAUGGACAAAAGUGGAAAGAAGCCACCUUUCCUCAGUGUUUAGCAGAUUUGAUCACGAGUACAGAAAUCAUCAAGAUGGGAGCCGGAAUCAUCAGCGAUGAACGGAAGAUCGAUCAAGAUAUCUGGAUUGACAGUCAUGAUCAGAUCGUUAAGCUUAAAAAUUAUUUAGAGAUUAAUGAUCUGAUUAAAAAAUUUGAUAGUCAAGCAAAAGAGGAGAUAGGAAAUGGAACUUUUUCUUUGCAAAAAUUAGUCGACCGAUACUUGAACCUUCAUCUACCAAAGACCAAAAAAUUGACUAUCUCCAAUUGGGAGACCACUCAGCUUACGAGUUCACAAGCUCAUUACGCCGCAGCAGAUGUAGUGACCGUGAUAAGAAUUUACGAACGGUUGAUGUCCUCUGGGGAUGGUAAUCUGAAUGACGUGAAACCACUUCUGAAAGCCACCCAGCCACCACGAAAAUCCGAUCUCCCAUUUGCAGAUCCCCCCAAAAAACCCAAGUCAUCAAAAAAGAAGCGACCAGCGCCUAAGGGCCCCUCGACCAAUUCGACCGCUUCAAUUUUCAUGUGGAUCAUCUCUAAGUGA